AUGCUGUUUAUCAGUGUAUUUGUGCACUACAUUCUGUUGAUUUCGGCAUCAGAUAGCGAGUCAAGCAAUAGCAAUCACGGUACGAGUCCAACAAGAGCAAGUGCCGUUCAGCUUAGAGAACUCCAAAUCGGACAUGAUAUUGAUGUACAUGUUCCGAUGGACAAAGGAGCUAAACAGGAUCAGACCAAAAAGAGUCAUACCGAUCCUGUGGUUGAUGACGAAACGAAGCGUAACACAUUAGAUAGACGACUAUUGAAGACAAAGAGUAGGAAUAACUCCUCGUUGUUGAAUGAACCCGCCAAAUUGGAUUCAAAAAAGGCGAAACAAAGAGAUAAAGAAGAUACAUCAAGUAGUGCACCAACAUCUAGACCAAACCGAGAACCAGAGGUUCCAGGAUUUUGUUUUUAUGCAUGGUGUUCACAAGGUGGUUGCGAUGAUGAUCGUUAUCAGUUAGUGAAUCAGAAAGAAACACAAGCAACUGGUGUUUCACCUACAACAAGUAUUGAUACAGAGGGACAGUCAGAGCCUCCGCAGUUUAUUGGUGACACGAUUUGUAAACCUUCACAGCCGAACAAAGAAUUACCAACAACAAGUUCAUCCCGAGUGGCAGAUACGCGUUUCAAGGUGGAAAGAGUUACCGAGCAAUCGACAUCUGAAGGAGCAGUAAGUGCUGAUAACACCGGGAAAGCCAGCAAAUCUAAGAACUUAUUUAGACGCAUUUUUGGACGAAAAUCAAAGGACUCACAAAAUAAAAAACCUGUGCUAAAUGGACAGGUCCUAACUGGCCAAGGUGCUCAGGCAUCAAAAGACCAAAAGAAAGACAGUGAUGGUGCAUCUACGUCACAACAGCAUGCUAGCAAUUCGUCCUCAUCUGUUCAUAACUUGCAAUCAUCCAUCCGUGAUCAGUCUAACGAAGAAAAUUCAAAUGGUUUGGCAAA
Vavraia culicis subsp. floridensis is the source of this 938-nucleotide messenger RNA. RefSeq lists its product as uncharacterized. The annotation marks the transcript as partial. Lineage: Eukaryota; Fungi; Microsporidia; Pleistophoridae. The transcript has a single exon. The record is from RefSeq and is a predicted model, not a curated record.